Musca domestica (house fly) is the source of this 8458-nucleotide messenger RNA. It is a transcript of the gene crb, whose product is annotated as protein crumbs. Gene Ontology annotation, cellular component: plasma membrane; protein-containing complex. Lineage: Eukaryota; Metazoa; Arthropoda; Insecta; Diptera; Muscidae. Gene Ontology annotation, molecular function: calcium ion binding. The coding region runs from base 786 to 7487 and encodes 2233 amino acids. Gene Ontology annotation, biological process: establishment or maintenance of epithelial cell apical/basal polarity; heterophilic cell-cell adhesion. The transcript is spliced from 14 exons. The record is from RefSeq and is a predicted model, not a curated record.
CUCGAGCGUAAUCGUUGCUUAGUUUAGAGUUAAGUGUUGGCCGACCGGGACUUGUGCAUCGUUCAAAAAUACAAAAAGCCACAAGAGAUGGCUGCAUGUGAUUUGUGCAAGAGCAAGUGAGACGGAAAUUCAACCGUGAAAUCGGAAAUCCUCAAAAUCGUGCUGUUGUUUUUUGUUUCUUGUAAAUUCAAUAAAAGCAAAAUAAAUUCCUGGAAAAUCGAAAUUCCACAAAUACGCAAGUGAUUUAAAAACUAUUUAGUGUUUUCGUGUUUCAUUUAAGCGACUGAUUAUGCAAAUCAGCCUCUCUCGCCGUAAGAAAAAAUUAAGAAAAAUAUUAAUGUUCAGAUGAAUGAAAGUUAAGUAAAACAAAAAAAGUGGUAACAGCACAAAGCAAACAACAACAACGACGACGACCAAAAACCUCACAUAUUCACCAAUACACUGGCGCGUAACCACUAACACCAGCAGCGACGUCUUUGCCCUACGAGUGUUGUAGAUAACCAGUUCUAGAUGAGAAAGUGUAUUUUUUCUGCUAGCCACCGUUGUUAGCCCGUAAGUGCUGAGAAUCUAGCCGAUUCACAUAGAUACUCUUGGCACCCAUACCGCUGAAGAUCUAAGUGUGUGUGUGUGUUUGUGUGUGCCUGCAUUGGUGCAUAAUUAGAUGCAAACAAACUGUUGAAACUGUCAAAUUGAAAACAACUGUUGUCAUAUCAGAUACAUUUCGCUUUCCCGAUGAAUGGGAGAUCCAAACAUUUGACAUCGGUGAAAAUAACCAAAACUUAAAAAUGUCGUCAUUAUUAAUAACACCGCCAUCGUCCUCUCCAUUGGCCAAAUAUCAACGCCAACACCAACAGCAGCACAGUCAUACAACAAAUCAAUCACGUCGAAAGCGAAGAACAGCAAUAACAAAACACACAACAGCAACAACAUUAGCAGCAGGAACACAAGUACCAAGUACUUUCAAUUCAACCAUGUCCACAGCUUCGACGGUGACAAGAAGGAAUGCGUCACCAACAAUUAUCUCCCUCAACGACAUCGAUCACAACAAAAACAAUAACCACAGUACAAGAUCGCUUCGGCCCACUGCGGCUAUCACAUUGCAGUGGUUUUGCUGUUUUCUAAUUUUCCUGCUCUCUACAGAAUCAACAUUUGUUGCGGGCGCUUCCAGGGAAGCCUAUUUCAAUGGAUCGGCUUAUCUGCGUUUGUUGUCGCCCAUGCCAAUCUGGGAUCAUUCGGCAAUCAGUUUUCGUUCGUGCAGAGGUGGCGAGAUUCUGGCUCAGCAGUACAACAAAAACUCAAUAGUCAUCUCGGUGAUAAAUGACUUUUUGCAAAUCUCGUUGGCGGGGCCGGCAGUGAUAGGGCCCAACAAUCGGGUGGACGUCAAGUAUUCCUACCAUCUGUUGGACAAUAAGUGGCACACGAUUCAGUUCAAGUAUGAAUACGGCAAUCUGCUGUUGUUCAUUGACCGCGAAUCAAGGGUGUUCGCCAACUCCACAUACAAUAGUCAGUUUCUGACCAACCAGGACAUCGGCAAUGAGGCAGCCAUUCUGAUUUUGGGUAAUUCCUUUACGGGCUGCUUACAGGAUGGACCGGGACUGCAGUUCAUCAAUGAUUCAAUGACUGUGCAGAAUGCCGUAUUUGGAGCCUGCCCACUGGGCAGUGGACCUUGUUCGGAUCAUGAUGUUCCUCUGAGAAAUCAGGACUUUUGUGCCAACGAUCCCUGCAUGGGCUACGGUCUGUGCAUAUCGCAUGCCGAUGGCUAUGAGUGCCGCUGCACUGCCAGAUACUCGGGCAAAAACUGUCAAAUGGACAAUGGCUCACCGUGCGAUCGAAAUCCCUGCUCAAAUGGCGGCACCUGCUUCGAAGACAGCCGAGGCGACUACCAAUGCAUUUGUCCUCCCAACCACACCGGCAAACAUUGUGAGACUGAGAUCAACAUCAAUCCCUUGUGCCAAAUAAAUCCUUGUUUGAACAAUGGCGCCUGUGUCGUUGCUCCCGGAAGUAAUGCCAUCGAAUGCGAAUGUCCCAAGGGCUAUGCGGGCAGUCACUGUGAGAUCGACAUGGACGACUGUGCGUCGCAGCCGUGCCAAAACAACGGCAAGUGCGUGGAUAAGGUGAAUGGAUUCGUGUGUGACUGUUCAAAUACCGGCUUCGUGGGACCGCUGUGCCAAACGAACAUUGACGAAUGCGAAAUGAAACCCUGUCGGAAUGGUGGCAAAUGCUUUGACACGAACGGCUGGUAUAUCUGCCAGUGCCUGGAUGGUUGGGGUGGUGACUUGUGCGAGAAACCCAUCAGCUGUCAAACCCAGCAAUGUCUCAAUGGUGGAACAUGUGUUGACAAAGCCAUUGGAUUCCAGUGUAUGUGUUUACCCGGUUACUCGGGAGAGCUGUGCCAGCAAGGCCCUCCACCCUGUCCCCAAUGUCCAAUUGACUCUGAAUGUGUAGCUGGGAAAUGUAUCUGCAAGCCAGGAACCACAGGGCCCAUUGGUCACUGCGUCCCCGUAGACACCAGUGCAGUUGUGGCUGCUCCGCCGCUGGCAGCGAGUAGUAGCACGUCCUCUUCUUCCCUAGCUAAUAAUCAACAGCUACCCAGAUCGGCACAGUUGAAUGCAUGCUCCUCUGACAAGUGCCUGAAUGGCGGUACUUGCCAAGGUUCCGCCACGAACUACACUUGUAUCUGUGCCAGUGGAUUCAAAGGUUUCAAUUGUGAAUUACCUCCCGCGGCUGUAACCGUUGGAUGCAAGUGCCUCAAUGGGGGUACUUGUUCAUUGAAUGGCACCCACUGCUACUGUCCCACCGGCUACUCAGGAGACCGGUGUGAGAAAAUGGAGACCUGCACAUUGGCCAACUGCCAGGAUCCCAUGGUGUGCUCGCAGAACAAAUGCAUUUGUCCCGAGAACAAAAUAUGCACACAGUGUGCCUCCCAGCCCUGCCGCAAUGGCGGCGUCUGCUCCGACCUGCCCAAUGGCGACUAUGAGUGCAAGUGUCCUGCUGGCUGGACCGGACGCAAUUGCGUCAAGGAUGUGGAUGAGUGUUCCAUAUCCCCGAAGAUAUGCGGCAAUGGCAUUUGCAAAAACGAAGAGGGCUCCUACAAAUGCUACUGUACACCCGGCUUUACGGGCAUCCAUUGCGACUCCGAUGUGGACGAGUGCCUCAGCCACCCCUGUCAGAACGGGGCCACCUGUCACAACAAGAUCAAUGCGUAUGAAUGUGUUUGUCCGCCCGGAUACAUGGGUCUCAAUUGCGAGACCAACAUAGACGAGUGUGCCAGCAACCCUUGCUCGAUUGGCUCAACAUGCCUCGACCUGAUCAACAAUUUCACCUGCUCCUGCAUUCCGGGCAUGACGGGGCGUUUCUGUGAGAUCGACAUUGACGAUUGUGUGUCGGGACCGUGUCAACACAACGGCGUGUGCAUCGAUGAGCUGGGCGGAUUCCACUGCAACUGCAGUUCGACGGGCUACGAGGGACGCUUCUGCGAAAUGAACAUUGACGAGUGUGCCACCAACCAGUGCGUGAACGGUGCCGAGUGCAUCGAUGAGGUGAAUAACUAUUCCUGCAAGUGCCACGACGGUUUUCGCGGCAAGAACUGUGAGUUCGACAUUAACGAAUGCGAAAGCAAUCCCUGCCAGUACAGUGGCACGUGUCUGGAACGGUCCAAUCUGACGUUGUAUGCUCUGAGCCAGACCAUGGAUCUGCCGAGCAUUUUCAGCCAGCAAUUCAGUUUCCAAAACGCCAGUGGCUACGAGUGCGUCUGUGUGCCUGGCAUCAUGGGCAAGAACUGUGAGAUAAACAUCAACGAAUGCGAAAGCAAUCCUUGCAGUAAACACGGCACCUGCAACGAUGGCAUUGGCACCUACACCUGUGAAUGCGAUCCUGGCUUUGAGGGCACCUACUGUGAGGUCAAUAUCGACGAGUGCGAGCGUUACAACCCAUGCGGGGAUCAUGGCACAUGCAUCGACCAAACGAAUGACUACGAAUGCGACUGUGACGCCAUGUAUGGCGGCAAAAAUUGUUCGGUACCCCUGAUUGGCUGCUUGAGUGCUCCCUGCCUUAAUGGGGGCAUCUGUAAGCCGUAUCUGGUCAACGAAACGGAUCAUCUGUUCAACUGCUCGUGCCAGCACGGCUUUCAGGGCGACACCUGUGAGAAGACGACAACCAUUUCCAUGGUGGUCAGCAGCUUGAUCGCAGUUAAAACGCAACGCGAAGAGGGCUAUGAUAUAAAUCUGCAGUUCCGUACCACAUUGCCCAAUGGGGUACUGGCCUUCGGUACUUCGGGAGGACAAAAUGAACCCGUCAGCUAUAUUUUGGAGUUGAUAAAUGGACGUUUGAAUCUGCACUCGUCAUUGCUGAACAAGUGGGAAGGCGUAUUCAUUGGCUCCAACUUGAAUGACAGUAACUGGCACAAGGUGUUCGUGUCCAUCAACACCUCCCACUUGGUUCUGUCGGCCAAUGACGAACAGGCGAUAUUUCCCGUGGGCUCUUAUGAAACUUCCAAUGGCAGCCAGCAGCCCUCGUUCCCCCUGACAUACCUGGGCGGCACCAUUCCGAAUUUGAAGUCGUAUUUGAGGCACUUGACACACCGUCCCUCGAGCUUUGUGGGCUGUAUGCAGGACAUUGUUGUCAACGGCAAAUGGAUUUUCCCCGAUGAAAAGGUCCUGGACAAUAACACCAAACUGACAAAGAUUGAGAGCGGCUGUCGUCGAACGGAGCAGUGCAAUCCGAAUCCUUGUCAUUCCAACGGACGGUGUACGGAUCUGUGGCACACCUUCUCCUGCACAUGUCAACGGCCGCACUUUGGCUACACCUGUAAAUACAAUAUAACGGCCGCCACGUUUGGGCAUGAGAACACCACCCACUCGGCUGUAAUUGUGGAUACCAAUGACGUGGCACGUCGAGCUAUACGCUCGGUUCUGGAUAUUUCCAUGUUUAUACGCACGCGACAACCAACUGGUCAGGUGUUCUAUUUGGGCAGUGAUCCUCGCAAAACCAGGGGAGUGGAUACCGGCAACUCAUACGUAGCAGCUAAACUGCAAGGUGGCGAACUGUUGGUGCGCAUGCAGUUCAAUGGCACCCCUGAAGCAUACACCGUUGGAGGAAACAAACUGGACAAUGGCUACAAUCACCUCAUAGAGGUGGUGCGGAAUCAAACGUUGGUCCAGGUCAAACUCAAUGGCACCGAGUACUUCCGCAAGACACUGUCAUCGACGGGCUUGCUGGACGCACAGGUGCUUUAUUUGGGUGGUCCGCCGCCCACCACUGGCGCCCAAGAAACAGCCGUGGUGCCCGGUGUUGAGGUGGGAACGGAAUACGCAACCGUCAAGCCCGAGGAUUACUUCAAGGGCAUCAUCCAGGAUGUUAAAGUAAGCAACGGCUCGUACACCAUGAUUGUCGAACUCUAUCCGCUGCAGGAGGAGGAUUUGGCUUUGCCACCUUCGUUCGGCACCAUUACAAUCGACCGCUCCUCCGUGUUGAAGGGAGAGGUGUCCGAUGACUUAUGUCGCAAGAAUCCAUGUAGACACAAUGCCGAAUGCCGCAACACCUGGAACGAUUACAUCUGCAAGUGCCCAAAUGGAUACAAGGGCAAGGAUUGUCAAGAGAUUGAAUUCUGUCAACUGGUGACGUGCCCCGGCAGCAGUGUUUGUCAAAAUCUGGACUUUGGUUACGAAUGUUUGACCAACAUAACAUUCCGUGGAAAUGAGAAGGCACCCCUUUCCUUUGCAUUCUACAAAGAACCACAACUGUUGGACGAUUCCAAGCCAAAGUUGAAGCCCAUCAUUGAAAUAGCCUACCGGACUCGGACAGGAGGUACUUUGCUCUAUCUGGAGAACCAAGACAGUUUCUUUGAAAUAGGUGUCAACCAGGGUCAAGUUACGGUCACAUGGAAGUUCAAUCAAGAUCCAUUGGGAGAUACGAAGAGAUUUAGCAAAGACAACUCGGAUGGAAUCGAAUGGAGUCGUAUAUUUUUGCGAGCCCAAAAUGGCAAAUUGGAGGGCGGCUGGAAAGGUUGGGAGAGUAUGGUAGACCCGUCGCCCUCUUUCUCGGCCGACAUUGACAUAAAUGCAUUUGAAGAGUUGAUUUCGAGUGGCGCCCAAGUCUACUUGGGCGGCAUGCCAACCGAAAGCCACCAGUCGCGCGGAACCCUAUCAUCGCAGCAGGGCUCUCAGUUUAAGGGUUGCCUCGGCGAGGCCAGAGUGGGAGAUCUUCUGCUGCCUUAUUUUACCAACGAAGAAAUGUAUCCCCGCACUGAAAAUGUUUCGGUGCAGCCGCAUGUGCAAUUCCGUUUGAAUUCCACCCGGCCAGAUGAGGGCUGUAUUUUGUGUUUCAAGAGCGACUGCAAAAACGAUGGCUACUGCAGUGCACCAACGGAAAACUAUGCUUGUACCUGUCAGGCAGGCUACAACGGUGACGACUGUUCCAAUAAUAUUGACGAGUGCGCCACAGCAAUGUGUCAGAAUAAUUCCACCUGCAUCGACAUGGUAGCCCACUUCGUGUGUAAGUGCUUGCCGGGAUACGACGGUCUGUUCUGCGAGAACAACAUCGACGAGUGUGCAUCGCAGCCAUGUCACAAUGGCGGCAACUGUACGGACUUGAUAGCGGACUUCCAAUGCGACUGUACGGAUGACUAUGCGGGUGCGCAGUGCGAUGUGCUGAAGCAGGUGACGUGUGAGAAUUUCCCCUGCAAGAAUGGGUCCACGUGCCAAGAUCGCUACAAUGCGCAGACUGGAAAUAAUUUCACGUGCACGUGUCUACAAGGAUACGAGGGACCGCUGUGUGAUACGCCCUUCUGUGAGGUGAAGCCAUGCGAACAUGGGGGCCUCUGCAUUAUAGCAGACACUAAGAUUCCAAUGUGCCAAUGCAGUUUAGGAUACACUGGUACCUUCUGUGAGACCGACAUUAAUGAGUGCGACUCAAAUCCGUGUCUGAAUGAUGGCGUUUGUACGGAUCUGGUUGGUGGUUACUCGUGUAACUGUACCGACACCGGCUUCGAGGGUGACAACUGUGAGAUCGACAUCGACGAGUGUGCCAUGAGUGUGGAGUACUGCGGUGGACUGGGACGGUGCAUCAACCAGCCGGGUACCUUUAAAUGCAUAUGUCAGGACUCGUUCUGUGGAGCAUAUUGCAAUUUCACCGAUCCAUGUAAGCAGAGUGAUGUGCCUCUCUGCAUGAACGGUGGUAUUUGCGAAGAAGCUUGUGGCGAUGAGGCCGACUACAAUUGCAAUUGCACUGAUGGCUACACCGGCAAGAAUUGCACAAUAUUGAUCACGGCCAAAGAGGAGCCAAGUACGGCAGAUAUCGCGAUUAUUGUAAUACCUGUGGUUGUGGUGUUGCUGCUGGUAUGCGCCGGACUGCUGGUCACUUUCCUGGUCAUGGCCCGCAACAAGCGAGCCACCCGUGGCACCUACAGUCCCAGUGCCCAGGAGUACUGUAACCCACGUUUGGAAAUGGACAACGUAUUGAAACCACCACCUGAAGAAAGGCUCAUUUAGUCAUACCAACGCGUUAUUUAUUUCAAUUCAUUCCUAGUUACGAUAGUUAAGAUUUUGAACGCCGAAUAUUAAGAAUAUCUUCAAACAUUCCGCCCAUUUUACGUUUUUUUUAGAAAAUAUAAACUAUUUUAUUAAUUACGUCUAACGAUAUACACUUAGAUUAAUAACAAACUAUUUUUAACAAAUUUACCCCGUAACGUCGCUGCGCCUUGGUGUGCGUGUGUAUGUAUGUGCUCGAAGACUAAAUCGCUUUCUUUGACCAUGAAAAGAAAACGUCUUUAAUUGGAAAUUGAUAAUAGGUGCCAACAAUUGUUGUUGUUGUUGUUGUUUAAUUUUUCUCCCUCCGGCUUCCACCUCUUGGAAUAUGCACAUGCACACAUUCAAUGAUAUUUCCUAUAUCUUCCCUUCAAGAUAUUUGCAAAUAAUAUAUAAAUAGAUAAAAGUGCCUCCCUCAUCGAAAGCAAUACAUACUCGUACGUGAAACUGCAUCUUACAAGAAAAACAAAAGAACGUUUGACAACAUAUUAUAUUUAAAUUGAAUAAUACUAAAGCAUUGUUUUAUUGUCUAAUUAGUUAUUUCGAAAAUCUUGCUUUAAUUGAAACAUUUGUUAGAAUUUUGCAAAGCAAUAGGACGAAAUUAGGUGUGUAAGAAAGAACACAGACAUAUGUAAAUAUUUUUUAUGAAUACCCCAUAAACUCUAAAUGGAUCAAAUCUAUAAAAAGGCCUCCCUGAACUUCAUGCCUCCCCACCCAACCCAUACUCUUGUAUCGAAUUGUUUAUAAUAACAAAAAAUGUUUUUAUACCAUUUUGAAUAGAACAACUCUGUUUUUUUUUUUUUUUAAUUUUUAAAUGAAUUCAACGCAUGUAUAUGUAUUAUUAUUACUAUUUACUAUUACCAUUACAUUUAUAUGUAAGAAGACUGUAUAAUAUAUUUUGAGAAUAAAUUAUAUCAUAAAUGUUAAUUUAUAAA